Molecule: messenger RNA, 5353 nt
Organism: Carassius carassius (crucian carp)
Lineage: Eukaryota; Metazoa; Chordata; Actinopteri; Cypriniformes; Cyprinidae
Product: receptor tyrosine-protein kinase erbB-2-like
Exons: 27
Coding region: 191-4012 (1273 amino acids)
Biological process (GO): positive regulation of kinase activity; positive regulation of cell population proliferation; positive regulation of MAPK cascade
Cellular component (GO): basal plasma membrane; signaling receptor complex
Molecular function (GO): ATP binding; transmembrane receptor protein tyrosine kinase activity
Source: RefSeq, a predicted model, not a curated record
CACACACACGCACACUGACUGGAGAGUCAGGCGCACUCGCUCCUGCCAGGAAGUUGUUGGUAUUCGGGAAAUAACAAAGAGACGAAACCAGGUAUAUUAAACGCAUCGAAACUACACGAGGGUGGUCCGUGUAACGUGUACGGGGUCCUGGUAUGAACUGGAGGACUAUUAACUAAUGGAGGACUAAUCGAUGGAGGCGGACAGAAGUUUUGGGCUCGUCUGGGUCCUGCUGCUGCUGUUGGGUAUUACAGCCACUUCAGGGAGAGAAGUAUGUGUUGGGACCGAUAUGAAGUUGGCUUUACCCUCCAGUCUUGAGAAUCAUUAUGAAAUGCUCAGGCUGCUGUACACGGGCUGCCAGGUGGUUCAUGGUAACCUGGAGAUCACACACCUGCAGGGAAAUCCAGAUCUCUCCUUCCUGCAGGGGAUUGUUGAGGUUCAGGGGUAUGUGCUGAUAGCUCAUGUCUCAGUGCAUUCGGUUCCUCUGGACAAUCUGCGGAUAAUACGAGGCAGUCAGCUUUAUAACUCCAGUUAUGCUCUCGCUGUACAUAACAACAUCCACCACAGUCAGACGGACCUCGGCCUGACACAACUAUGCCUUAAGAGUCUUACAGAAAUCCUGCUUGGCGGGGUUUAUAUUUGGGGAAAUCCUCAACUGUGCUUUCCUCAGAAAAUUAACUGGAAAGACACUGUAACUAAAAUUGAAAACAAACUACUGCACCUGCAAGAAACCCCAAAGAACUGUCCUAGUUGUUCUCCAGCUUGUCCUCCAAACAGUGGAUGCUGGGGAGAAACAAAUCAGGACUGCCAAAUAUUGACCUUUGUGCUUUGCUCAUCUGGCUGUUUGCGCUGUAAGGGUCCGAAACCCAGCGAUUGUUGUCAUGUGCAGUGUGCUGCUGGGUGCACGGGGCCAAAAGACACAGACUGUCUGGCCUGUCGUCACUUCAAUGACAGUGGGACAUGUAAAGACAACUGCCCCCCACCCAGCAUCUAUGACCCCAACACAUUUCAGUCCAAACCCAACAAGGACAAAAAGUUUAACUUUGGAGCCACUUGUGUUAAACAGUGUCCUCAUAACUAUUUGGCAAUGGAAGUGGCAUGUACAAUGGUCUGUCCCAAAGCGAACAAGGAAGCCAUUACUGUAGAGCCAGAUGGUAGUGAAACACAGAAAUGUGAAAAAUGUGAAGGAGAGUGUCCAAAAGUGUGUUAUGGACUAGGAAUGGGAAACCUUCAAGGGGUGUCAGUGGUGGAUGCCACCAACAUUGGCAUGUUCUUAGGCUGUGAGAAAAUCUACGGCAGUUUGGCUUUUCUAUCAGACUCCUUCAAAGUAAAUGUAGCUACCAAUUCAUCUGGACUUCGGUGGAGCGACCUGGAAAAGUUAAAGACAAUAGAAGAAAUCACAGGAUAUCUGUACAUAGAUACAUGGCCAGAUUAUUUACUUGAUCUGAAUGUUUUUGAGAACUUGAAGGUGAUCAGAGGAAGAAUGCUUUACAAGGGUGUUUUCUCUUUGGGAGUUCAGUCUUUGCAGAUCGAGUCUCUUGGGUUGCGUUCCUUGCGCAGUGUCAGUGGAGGCAUAGUACUGAUUCAUAAUAACUCCAGACUGUGCUACACCUCCUCUCUGCCCUGGAACUCACUGCUCCACCCCACACAGGGACCCAACCUCAUCAGCAACAACAACCAAGACCAGCAAACAUGUGUUUCAGAGGGGAGAGUAUGUGACCCCCUGUGUGCAGAUGCAGUCUGCUGGGGGCCGGGACCCAGUCAGUGUGUGUCAUGUGUGAAUUACAAACGUGGGACUGAGUGUGUGCAGCAGUGUAAUGUCCUACAGGGGUCAGUGCGUGAGUUUGAGGAUGGAUUAAACUGUGUCCCUUGCCAUCCAGAGUGUAAACCAGUCAAUGACACUGCCUCCUGUACAGGCCCAGGUCCAGAACACUGUAAGGAGUGUUUGCACUUUCAAGAUGGAGACGUGUGUGUCGAGCGCUGUCCCAGUGGAGUGAAAGAGGACCAGCACACUGUGUGGAAGUACUCCAAUGCUACGAAACACUGUUUGCCCUGUGAGACCAACUGCACCAUCUCAUGUCCACUGGAUGAUAGAGGGUGCCCCAUCCAAAAGAAAACUGGGCCUGGGACAACAGUCGCAGUCACAGUUGGUGGAUUAUUCCUUUUUCUUAUUUUGCUGGCGCUUCUGGCGUUUUACCUGCGACGACAGAAAAACCACAAAAGGAAAGAAACCAAUAGGAGAAUUCUACAGGAGCAUGAGCUGGUGGAGCCUUUGACCCCAAGUGGAGCAAUGCCAAACCAGGCUCAGAUGCGUAUUCUUAAGGAGACUGAACUGAAGAAACUCAGAGUGCUGGGUUCUGGAGCCUUCGGCACGGUCUAUAAGGGUAUCUGGGCUCCUGAUGGAGAGAAUGUCAAGAUCCCAGUGGCCAUCAAAGUUUUGCGUGAGAACACCUCACCCAAAGCCAACAAAGAAAUCUUGGAUGAGGCAUAUGUGAUGGCGGGUGUAGUGAGCCCAUAUGUUUGCCGUUUGUUGGGUAUCUGUCUGACAUCAACAGUUCAGCUGGUUACUCAGCUCAUGCCGUACGGUUGCUUAUUGGAGUAUGUCAGAGAGAACAAAGACCGCAUCGGCUCUCAGUACCUUCUCAACUGGUGUGUACAGAUUGCUAAGGGAAUGAGUUACCUUGAGGAUGUCAGGCUGGUUCACAGAGACCUUGCAGCUAGGAAUGUUCUGGUCAAAAACCCGAACCAUGUGAAGAUCACAGACUUUGGGCUUGCUAGAUUGCUGGACAUAGAUGAGAAGGAGUACCACGCUGAUGGGGGAAAGGUGCCAAUCAAAUGGAUGGCGCUUGAGUCCAUAUUACACCGGAAGUUUACACACCAAAGUGACGUAUGGAGCUACGGGGUGACUGUGUGGGAGUUGAUGACCUCUGGUAUGAAGCCAUAUGACCUCAUACCAGCGCGGGAAAUUCCAGACCUACUGGAGAGGGGAGAAAGACUCCCCCAGCCGUUCAUCUGUACCGAGGAUGUAUACAUGAUCAUGGUCAAAUGUUGGAUGAUCGAUCCUGACAGUCGACCACGAUUUAAGGAGCUGGUGGAGGAGUUCAGCAUCAUGACACGUGAUCCCCCACGUUAUGUAGUCAUUUUGAAUGAUGAUCAAAUGAGUUUGUCGAGUCCUGUUGAUAGUGAGUUCUUCCGCACACUGCUGGCAGAAGAAGGGGGUAAUGUGAAAGAGUUACUAGAUGCAGAAGAAUACCUGGUGCCUCAGCCCGGUGGCAUGUUCAACACACAAGGAGAAAUGAGAGCCAACGGACCCAGCAGACACCACUCUCAUCGGAGUACAGAUCAAGGCUUAGAAGUAGAUGGUAUGCCGAGUGUGAGGGAAUUGUACUCUUCUGUCAGCACGCUGGGGCAAAGUCAGUACUCAACUGUGAGGGCAUCAGCCAGUGGCAUGUGGUCUGGUACACAAUACCCAUCUCUGGUACGGAGCAUAUCUCACCGUUCAACUGGAGGCCAGUCAGACUCAGUGUUUGUGGACGGUUAUGUGGAGGACAAUGGCCCUCCAUACAGUCCUUGUCGUUAUUCUAAAGACCCCACCGUCCCCAAUGGCAUUGAUGGAGAGCUGGAGACUAGUGGUCCUAACAGUUUCCUGUCACACACACUGCCACGUGGAGCACACACACAACCUGAGUAUGUGAACCAGGACGUCCCAUGUGAGCGUCCCAGCACCCUUCCACGCAAAGCGAGCGAGAGGAGAUUCAUUAACGGUCUUUAUUCAGGGAACAGUGUGGAGAACCCAGAGUACCUGGUGCCAGUGCACAACAUCUCCCACAUUUCACCCGCCUUCGACAACCCCUACUAUCAUGAUAUCGCAGCUAAAGCUCAGGCAGUGGCCAGAGCAUCCAUAAACGGGGGUAUGACUCACAGGCAGCCCAAUGGCUACAUGACCCCCACAGCAGAAAACCCAGAGUACCUGGGCUUAGCAGAGACAUGGAGCGGUCAGACGGAGUAUACUUGAGAGAAAGCAUUCGGUACAGUUUGAGUGUGAGUGUGAGCGAUGAGGUUGUGUGCAUGAGCGAGUGAGUGAGUAAAAGACGUAUUUUGUGAAGGAAAUGGUUUCUCAUGGCUUUCUAACUAAAUCAUUAUAACUAUGUAGCAUUCGAUACUGGAGUUGGAACUUGAGGAUGGAUGCAUUUCCAGUCUGUGACAAAAAGUCAGCCAUCUGACAAAAACAUGGUACCUUUUUUUUAAGACUGCUUGAAUGAUGUUAACACUGGAUAAUGUACACUACACUAAGGACUUUAUUGGGAUUUUUGCUUUUGGUAAUUUCGUAAAAAUAUAACUUUUUCUGGAGAUUCAGUUCAAUUCCAAGCCAGGACCAUACACACUGCUUUCCAGAGCACUGCGUGAGAGCCGGACGGGAGCUGGACACAAUCAAAGCCGCUCUGUUCUGUAUGUAAAGGCCCUGGGUGAGCAGCUACAGUGCCAGUGAAUGAAAGACUGACAUUAUUGCCAUAUGAAAUGGCCGUCAUGUGUUCAGCAACGCAACUGGCUCUGAAGAUUCAUCAACAUUUCUUUUCUGUGACAUAUCCAGGUUUUCUCAUUUGUUUGGGUAUUUUUGGGUAAAUUCAUUGUGCAUUGAGCAUUGACUAUCUUCAUUAUGGGCUGGGUAACAGUUGUACAGAUGUAUGUAGAACAACAGGUGUCUAGGUCAUAUUGCACCCUGAUUUUAAAUUUUGUUCAUAAACAAAAUUCUAAUGCCUAUGUUAAGAUGUUUGCUUAAGAUUAUUUUUAUUAUAAUUAAUUGCAUUUUCUCCCCAUAAUCUAAUUAGUGUGCAUGUGAACUGUUGUUCAAAAGUUUGGAUUAAUACUUUUAUUCAGCAAAGUUGCAUUUUAUUAAUUUAUACUAUAAAAAAGUAAUUGUAAAGACUAUUUAGUUUAAAAUAAAUGCUGCUCUUUUUUUCUUUCUAUUCAUCAAAUAAUUGUGAAAACAAUGCAUCAUGGCUUCCUCAAAAAUAUUAAGCAAGAAAAAUGACAUUGUUAAUUAUGAAAAAAAAAGUUUUUUUGAGCAGGAAAUCAGCAUAUUAGAAUAUCUGUAGGAUCAUGUGAGACUGAAGACUGCAGAAAUGGCUUCUGAAAAUCCAACGUUACCUUCAAAGGAAUAAAUUACAUUUAAGAAAUUAGUGCUGUUAAAUGAUUAAUCGCGAUUAAUCCCAUACAAAAUAAAAGUUUUUGUUUGCAUAAAAAAUGUGUGUGUUCUGUGUAUAUUUAUUAUACCUAUAUAAGUACACACAUUUAGUAUACAUUUCUAAAAAUAUUUACGUCUAUAUUUAUAUUCAUACAAUUUAUAUUAUAAAUA